AUGGCCAGUCCUCCCGUACUUGCUUUCGAUGCUGAGGGCCGCCCAGUGAAAUUUGACACCUGGCUAGAUGACCUGCACCUCUUCCUACAGCUCACUGCCAAGGAGGAUAUUUCGCUGUACGAUCAUGCCCUCGGUCACGCUACUGCCCCUCCUACCACUGCAGACAGCACUCAGCGCUCACAGUGGCAGACUCGUGACGCCCACGCUCGCUUCGCUAUUCGCAACUCCCUGCCACUAGAUGAGCGCGAGCACUUUGGCCAGCACAAGACUGCUAAGGACCUGUACACUGCUGUCGUUGCUCGUUACUCCUCACCUGCCUCUGCCGCACUAGGCCGCCUCACCCUCCCAUACCUGUUCCCCGACCUGGCCUCCUUCAGCACAGUCGCUGACCUCAUCACCCACCUCAGGACCAGUGAGGCCCGCUUUCGCGCUGCUAUGCCUGACGAGUUCCUUGCCACCAACCCCCCCCCCCCGCUCUGGAUCACACUCUACCACAUCGUCACCCGCCUCCCUGACUCUCUGCGCGCAGCACCUCUCGUGGCGACCCCCGCACCCCGUUCUUUGAGGGGUGUUCCCCUUCCCCUCUCCUCCCCUCUGUCGCCUCUGCUGCUGCUGUCGACCUCCUUGGUGCUGAGAAGGUCGGGGCUGCGUCUGCUCCGAGCGGGCGCCGCAGGGGCAAAGGGGGCAAGGGUGGAGGUGGCGGCGGGGGAGGCGGGAGUGGUGGCGGUGGGGGUGGCGGUGGGACUGGAGAGGCUAGUGGCGGCAGUGGGGGUGGUGACAGCAGCGGCGGGAGCGGUGGCAGGGGCGGAGGCGGCAGCGGAGGCGGAGGUGGUCGUGGCGGCGGCAGGGGUGGAGGUGGCCGGGGCGGUGGCGGCGGCGGUGGUGGUCGUGGAGGCGCUGGCGGUGGACAGAGUCAGCAGCCCGCCCCGUCGCUUCAGGCCGCCCGUGAGUGGUAUGCACAGCGUGGCUUUACCUGCACGUACGUCAUUCGCACUGUUUCCUGAUGCCACUGACCUGCCCCACUGGGCUGAUCUGGAGAAGAAGGGAGUUGAUAUCUGGGCUUUAGACUUUGAUGCUAUUCUCACUGCCAUGUAUGCGAUGUUUACUAGUGGAGAGGGUGCUCAGUACUUGCGUGUUCCGCCCGACCCGGGCAUUCUGACCAGUCCGGCUGCCGCUCUAGGUGCUAGUGAGUCUGCUGCCCCAGGUCCUGGUGAGGCUGCUGCUCUAGGUGCUAGUGAGUCCGUGCCCUCUGGUACUGAGUCGACUGCAGCACUGCACACCUUCACACUGGACUCAGGUGCUUCUCGCUGUUUCUUUCGUGACCGCACUGUCCUUGAGCCGCUUGCUCGGCCAGUUGCUGUCUCCCUCGCUGACCCCUCUGGGGGUCCGGUCGUUGCGACCUCCUCCACUGUCCUUCCUUGUCCUGCGGUCCCGUCAGGCACACUGUCAGGCCUCUACCUCCCCUCGUUCUCCACGAACUUGGUGGCAGGUAGUGCGCUCCAGGACGGGGGUGUUCACCAGUUCACCCCUGCGUACGAGCGCGUGACCCACUGCACGUGUGCUCGGACGGGCCGUCACCUGGCUACCUUCACUCGGCAGCCGGGUGGUGCUCCUGGUGCUGCGGACCCUGGGGGUGGCGCUGCUGCUGGUGCUGAGGACCCGGGCGUUGGAGCUGCUGCUGGUGCUGCGGACCCGAGCGGUGGCGCGGCUGCUGGUGCUGAGGACCCGGGCGUUGGCGCUACUGCUGGAGCUGAGGACCCGGACGGUGGAGCUGCUGCUGGUGCUGAGGACCCGAGCGGUGGCGCUGCUGCUGGUGCUGAGGACCCGGGCGUUGGAGCUACUGCUGGAGCUGAGCACCCGGACGGUGGAGCUGCUGCUGGUGCUGAGGACCCGAGCGGUGGAGCUGCUGCUGGUGCUGAGGACCCGGACGUUGGAGCUGCUGCUGGUGCUGAGGACCCUGUCGCUGGUGUCCCUGCUGGUUCUGGAGACGCUACGCGACCGCGACCGUACUUCGUACCACUUCUUCAGCAGGUUCUUGGUCAGGCUCCUCCUCCUUGUCCUCCUUCCUCCGUAGAGUGUCCUCCGCCUGUCCAGUCACAGUCACAGUUCCCGCCUGCCUCGCCUCUCCCUGCUCCCUCUCCUUACACUGGUCCCACGGGAGGUCUUACAGAGCGUCGUGAGCCUGAGUCUCGUCCUGCGUCGCCUGUUCGUACUGCUCGCACUGGUCGUCGUGUCCCACGUGAGCGUCCUCCUCCUGUCCCUGGCACUCACUACAUGACUCUGCGUCCCUCCACUGCUCCUCAGCGUGUUCCGCUGCCGUCUCCUCCUGCGUCCUCUCUGCCUACUCUUCCUGAUCCGGAGUCUGACUCCCGUCGUGCUGCCAGUCCCACUGUCACCCGUCUCCUCGCUACUGUUGUCACUGACCCUACCUUUGAGUCCUCUGCUGCGUCUGCUCUGGUCGCUGAGCUGAUAGACUUUGCUGCCCGGUGUCGUCUAGACUACGCCACUAGCCUUGUUGCUGAGUCUGAGUCUGAGUCUGUCUGUCCUCCGUCCGUCGGGGGUGAGUGUGCUCUUGGCACGGACGUCCUUGAGGACAGACAGGAGGAGUUCCAGUGCUUUGCUGCUGCUUUACCCCACCUCGUGUCCAUGCUAGUUGCCCCUGAGGGAGACCCGGAUGCACCAGACAUCCCGACCCCGCGCACUUACGCUGAGGCGAUGGCGGGUCCCUACUCCUCUCAGGUGAAGCGGCCACCGGGUUCUCCUCCGGUCUUCAAGGCGCGCUACGUGGCUCGAGGCUUCAGUCAGCGAGAGGGAGUUGACUUCUUCCAGACCUUCUCCCCCACCCCGAAGAUGACCACUCUUCGGGUGCUGCUGCACAUAGCCGCUCAGCGCGACUACGAGCUUCACUCGCUUGACUUCAGCACUGCUUUCUUGCAGGGCAGCCUGCACGAGGAGAUCUGGCUGCGCCGCCCUCCUGGCUUCACUGGGUCGGUUCCUCCUGGUACCCAGUGGAGGCUUCAGCGGCCGGUCUACGGUCUCCGCCAGGCACCACGUGAGUGGCACGACACACUGAGGACGACACUUGCGGCUCUUGGGUUCGCUCCCUCUACUGCUGACCCGUCACUGUUUCUACGCACAGACACCUCACUGCUGCCGUUCUACAUCCUCGUGUACGUCGACGACUUGGUCUUUGCCACUGCUGACACCGCGGCACUCGCCCACGUGAAGUCGGAGCUGCAGAGGAGACACACGUGCACAGACCUGGGUGAACUGACAAGCUAUCUUGGCUUGCGGAUCACCCGGGACAGAGCACGGCGCACCAUCACCUUGACUCAGUCACACAUGGUGCAGCAGAUCCUUCAGCGCUUCCGCUUCACGUACUCCUCGCCUCAGUCCACUCCUCUGCCUACCGGUCACUCGCUCUCAGCUCUGCCUUCGGAUGAGUCCGUAGAGCCGAGUGGCCCGAAGGAGCACAUGGAUGCCGCUAAGAGGGUGUUGCGCUACUUGUGCAGUACGUCGGGCAUGGGGCUAGUGCUUGGAGGGCGAGACCGAGUUGUACUUACUGGACACUCAGACGCUUCUUGGGCGGACGACCAGGCUACUCAGCGGUCGUCUCAGGGUUACACCUUCAGCCUUGGCUCCGGCUCAGUUUCUUGGCGUUCUACACGCUCUUCUUCUGUUCUCAGCUCCAGUUGUGAGGCUGAGAUCUACGCCACAGCCAUGGCUGCCCAGGAGCUACGCUGGCUGACCUACCUGCUGACCGACUUGGGAGAGCGGCCUCGUUCUCCUCCAGUGCUGUACGUCGACAACCAGGCUGCCAUUGCCUUGUGUGAGGAGCACAGACUGGAGCACAGAACGAAGCACAUCGCCCUACGGUACUUCCUUGCUCGAGAGCUGCAGCAGCGUGGUCAGCUUCGUCUGUGUUACGUGGCCACUGAGGCCAACCUUGCGGAUGUGUUCACCAAGGCGCUUCAGCCUUGUGACCAUCAGCGUUUCUGUACUCUUCUAGGCCUUGUGCCUGCUGGACCCCACUUGCUUACUUCUUGA
This is a messenger RNA of Closterium sp. Yama58-4, 4047 nucleotides long. The record is from the annotation of a GenBank genome assembly. Lineage: Eukaryota; Viridiplantae; Streptophyta; Zygnematophyceae; Desmidiales; Closteriaceae.